AUGCAGAAUAGGAUUUCAAAAGACAAUUUUGCCGAAAUAGCUCAGCAUGCAGUAACCAGUAUACGACGUUUAGUAAGCUCUGUCCAUCACGAAAAUGUCAGGCCAUCUCAGGAGGAUCUUCUUUCUGCCUCAAAACAGAUUGAGGAUUUAUGGAAGAAAAAUCGAAUGGCAGUUGACGCCUCGGUGGUUAAGCUGUGGAUGUCUAGCCUCUCAGAUGAACUCUUAUUUCAUCUCAGCUCUGAUGACAAAAGAAGUGCGCGUAUUUCAAUUUCAGAGUCGGUGAUGGUGAUGACAUUAGAGGCAGCCCGCAUUGUUUGCCAUACUAACGUCCUUACUAAUUGUACCCCUCUUGCAAUCUGCAAUCUUCAUCUGCUCUUGGUUGAGUAUUUUAUGGAGACGCCGCUUACCAAACGAGUUCGUGAUAUGUUUGCCCUGGUGUUGGUUGAACUUUAUGGGAACCAAGUAGAGCUUUUAGACGAACUGGUAGAAGCCAUAAUUCCAUUCCUAGUAGUGCUGCCCUCCAGUACAAUGGAAAAUGACAAAGUGUCUAUAAAGACCACCGAGUCAAUGAUCAAACAACAUCAAAGUUUUAUUAAAUAUGAGUUAACGUCCACAAUUCGUCCGAUUCAAAUUUAUUUAGCUUCCCUGUUGGUAACCGCUCUUCAUCGAGUCAGCGCCCUUGGUUUCGAUUCAGCGGUGGUCAAGAGUCUGUCUAAGCGUCGCAUUAAAUCGAUCACCUCACUAUUGCAAAGUGCCUAUAAUGUGAGGUCCACGGCGUUAGUAGUAAUGAACGAUGGCGACGACGCGCCCUCCCCUUCUUCCGUGAACGAGGACUAUGAAGUCGCGUUGUGCGCCGUCUACCUGUCCUUGAUCGGGGGGCUUUUCCGAGGCAACGACGCGUGCAAGACGCUGGUGACCUCCGGCUACGGGCAUGAAUUCAGCACUGUCUGGACCUUCGCGGCCUCUCGGCUGUCCUAUAUGAAGUUGGAAUUACCCCUCCCAGCGCCAACCCCCAAGGACAGCGUGGUUACUUUGGACACCUUUCAGGUCUGGCAAUCCGAACUGCUUGAGUUGGUGAUGGAGCUGUGCUCAGAAGACAGCUUCACCCUACGACGGAUGGCCCUGAGUUCGAUCUUGGAUAACGAGCUCCAGUGCAACUCCAGCAGCCCCCGCAGUGGCACCCUGACAACCGCCACGCAUGUUACAGGAAUCACCCCUAGAGGGGCUGGCACCGGCUUUCAGGCCGCAACCCAGUCCCACUACAAUCCAAUUCCUCUCCACUGGGAUACCAUCCUGGCGGGAGGCGCGCCUUGGGUGUGGCAGUUUGCCUCGUCUAUCUCCUGUUGCAUAUUCACCUCACAGAGCAUUGAUAUUCUAGAGCUUUGCUUGUUGGGACUGGAUGCGAGUAGCGCCUUGGCGGAGUCCAUGCUUCGGUGCUUUAUUUCAACUUUGGCGCUCAUGUGCUUUGCCAACCCGUACAAUGCCAAACGUCUGGCAGAGAAGGAGAUGUUUCAAUGCCUCUUUGCGGUCGCCACAAAUCGUCAGAGUGGCAUCUUUAUGAAUACCGUACGCAUAAACGAAACUAAAGGAGGCUUAAAACUCGACGGUGUGGAUGGUUUCACCGUUGUCUCUCCUGCCACUACGGAGCCGACAACAAGCACAAUACAAUUGGCGCUAUCUUUUAUGUGUUCUCUUGCAUCAUUAUGCUUCCCCAAACGCAUUUUACAUCUUCUCAUGCAAGGCAUUAAGGAUAUGUCCACGACCCCGCCCUGUCAAACUGAUGUCAACAUCGAGGAAUUGUUGCUCUAUGUGUUAAGCCAUACCUACGUUCCCCACCGUUCUCUUUUUUUUCCAGGGAAUGGUGGCGUUAGGUGCGAAUUGAGUCAGUUUGUCGGAAGGUGGUCCGGGUACAGUUUUUCAGCGUGGAUUCAUCCGCUCUGUGUGUGGACAGAGGGAUGCCGUCUUUUUUCUUAUACCAUCAGCCCAGGCACCUCGGUUGAGAUUAUCGUAGUGGCUAACGGACGCUCUUGUUUUCUCGAAGUACGUGUGCACACAUUGAAGGAAUCCACAGUGUUUUUGGUGCCCGAUAGCAUCUUCUAUGCGAAUACGUGGUCACAUAUUGCCUUUACACACGGCAUUUCCUCAAUAAUUUUUUAUGUUAAUAGUAGAAAGUUAAGUACAGACUUCAGAGCUCCAUUCCCCAAAUAUCAUUUCAAACGCCAGAAGCUCUACUUUUCCUUUGGUGGCACCGCGGAGGACCCCUCUUUUUUCGGUUAUGUGACCAGCAUGAACAUUCUGGAAGGUAAUAUCAGCGAAAAGGAUAUUGUAAAGCUUUAUGCACAAGGCCCCAACUCGAUUGAAGGGAGCGAAUUUCGUGUUUUGCUUUCAAUAGGCGCUACAACACCCUUAGCUCAAUCUAGCAAUGAGAAAGUCUUCACAAGUAACCUCGAUUCGACCGUUGAAUCGUGUGCUAGCAUAAAGGGAAGUCUUUCCAGCAAGUGUGAUAGCAUUUCAGUUUGUAGAGUCUACUCUAUCAUGGCAGGUUCUGUGCAAGAAGAGAUUCAGGAAUGCGGAAUACUACCAUGGGCACUGAAAACUUUAAAAGAAUCACAUGGAUCCCCUAAUUUUAAAACUAUCGCAAAGCUUUGUCUUGAAUUCGUUUCCGCAGCUAUGCGCAUAACUAACACCGAUGCUGAGCUUAAUGCUAUUCUGAAGGAUUCAUAUCUGACAGACUUAAAUAAUGAAAUAUUAACUUGGUCAGACACUUUUCCAGACUUCCCUGUGAUUUUGCUUCUAGGAGCCACACUUCGUGGUAGCACCCGAACCCUUCGUCCGCAUCAAAGCACACAAGCGGUUUUUUCUAUACUCAUCGAACGUCUUGAUGUGGUGUGUCGUGCCACUGAAGGAGGCCACGUUGCGCGCAAUCCCACCACCGCUGCGAUCAUAUUGCGUGAAUUAAGUGACUAUUUGUGCGAUAGUGAAAAUCUAAGGCUUUUUAAAGAAGCCCCAAAACGUUUUGAACGUAUUCUUUUUAUGAGUCUCGAUCUCCCUCCAGAGUGUAUUGAGGCAGUUGUUAUUCUGAUUGAGAAGUUGUGCAAAGGUGUGGCGGAGCUAGAGCAUACGCUGCGUUUCUUGUUGCUCCCUCAACCACUCCAUCCUAACGCGGAUACCACCAAGGCUGCAAUUCUCCGUAUGUUGUUUGACGUUGCCAGGACUAAUGUGAUGAUGUGCGAUUGGAUCGGAUCCUGUUUUAAGGGUUGCGGGGCCUCCUUUCUUAUCAUGCUAAUUCAUGGGAAGAACCACUGCAAGGAGGUUAUUCGGGUAUUUUCUUUGCGCCUUCUCUCCCUCAUGCUGCAUAUUAAUCGCAAAUUCCGCGAGGCGUUUUACAGGUCCAACAAGUUUGAGGUCAUUUCUUGCGCCAUUACUAAUCAAGUAUCCGGUGUGCCAAUACGCCUGCCCACAUUGGAUUGUCUGUUUCAUAUGGCUUUUGAUGACUAUCUCCCGACGGAGAACUUGGAUGAAACUAUUACAUCCCGUUUCAACACAAAUAGUUUGAUAUCCCGAAGCAUUUCAUCGCCAAACAUGGACAUUGCUUCGAACCACAUGAAUGGGGCUCAAAAGAGUUUUAAUUUGACUGGCCAUUCUCCCGGACUCAUUUCCAGACGUCUCAAGGUUACUCACCGUGAGUAUAGUUUCGAAAUCGCGCAUGAUUUUGGAAAGUCAAGCAUUUCUCUACAGUUUGAUGACGCAUAUCGCAAUAAGUCCACCCCAAACACCACUCUUCGCGUGCCACAAGCAUUUAAAGUGGCACUUCAAGUCCUUGGCUGCCUUAUUACCACCAUCGGCAAUUCUUUUCACGCAUCGCGUAUUAAUAGCUCCGAGAACGAUUUAGCCGAUACCUGUGGAGCGACAGUUCAAGAAAGCACCCUCACCAGCACCUUUUUGACAUCCUCCUAUGGUGAUGAAGUUUCAGACCGUGUUGUGAUACGGGUACUGCUAUAUUUGGAAAAGAUAAUUGAUAUAGAUAAAAAUGGCGAAGCGCUACUGCCCUACCCCUGGUUGGAGUGGCUUUGGGAUGCAGUUAGCCCCGUUGUUAGUUAUCGGCGGUCUUAUUCGGGGGGUAGCCCUCUUGGUACGAAUACAAAUCUUCACUGGUCCAAAAAGUUUCCAUCAGCUGUCAUAACCCAUAUCCGAUAUAUUAUACGGAAAAUGCUCGUAUUGGACUUUACGCAUAGCAGCAAGGCGGACGCGGUGCGGCGCAUCCGUGAGGGCGAUACGCAGUCUCCAUACUUAAUCCGCAUCAUACUCGAGGAGGUGGUACGGCACUUUUCUAAAUCUGAGCUAUCAGAUCCUAAUCACGCUUAUAAUGUUUUAAAAAAUAUCAACAAUUUACUUCUAAACGUCGAGCGCUUGUUAGAUCCCUUUCCGACUGUUUUAGGAAUCGAAAUUGUUGUCUCUAUCAGCGCGAUUGCUAUACGCAAUAGCUCUUGGGUUCGAAUGCGUAUGAAGAAUUCAACCCAGCUUUUUGAUACGCGUGACCGCCUCGCAUUUUACCUAUUGGCCAUGUCUAAACAUUACAUUAAGGUAGACAUGGAACUGCUUGUGCAGCUGAUGGAUGCGAAUGCCCACAACCUCCAUUCGAUGUGUCUCCUCCUUGAGCGCUUUAUCCUCGCCAUUAACCAAAAAGAUGUCGACGAGCUGGAGAUUAUUCUUCAGCUAAUACGCCAUCUCGUUAUCACUUAUGAGGAUCAGCAUUAUGAGGUGUACCGAUUGUUGGGAACUACCAGUCCGAUGCUCGCGAAAUUGUUGUGUAUGGCAGGCGAGUGCGGCAGCGCCUCCUCUCUGGCACCGGACGCCCAUCGGAAAUCAAACCAAAAGGAAUCCCCACACGCACACGAGGCUAAAGCUCAAUCUAAUACUAAUAUUGCGGUGAGCUACGCUUUAUCCAACCCGAGGGAUAUCCAUCACGAUCCGGAAUACACGGAGCCUGCGGAAAAUGAUUUGCCGGUGAUGCAAAUCAUCGAAUGGCGUCGAACUCACGAGGUGGAAUGGGCCACCUUAACACAGCACCUGGGGCACAAGAUGACGAAAAUUAUAGACGCAUUUAUGAAGUCUGGUAAGGAUCGAUCUGAAAAAGAGAAGGCCCUGUCGUUGAAGGGAUCUAGAGCACAGAAAGAGCGUCAUGAACAAACUAAGAAUAACGCUUUGCAAGAGCUAAAGUCUAUGGGUAAUGAAGUAGAGGCUGAGCUGUCUCCCUGA
Messenger RNA from Phytomonas sp. Hart1, 5259 nucleotides. Lineage: Eukaryota; Euglenozoa; Kinetoplastea; Trypanosomatida; Trypanosomatidae. The record is from the annotation of a GenBank genome assembly.